AUGGUUCAGUUCAAGUCUGUCUGUACGCUGGCUGUUGCGGCGUUUGCUGCGCUGGGUGCUGCGGCGCCAGCAAGGUUGGCAGAGCGAGCUGUGUCAUCGUCGGUGCUGCAGGAGUUGUCAUUGUUUGCGCAAUACUCUGCUGCCGCUUAUUGCUCCAACAACAUCAAUUCCACGGGCACCAAGCUGACGUGCUCUGCUGGGAACUGCCCGCUGGUUGAGGCAGCCAACACCAAGACCCUUUCGGAGUUCGACGAUUCCUCCUCGUUUGGAGACGUGGCAGGCUUCUUGGUUGCAGACACCACAAACAAGCUCCUUGUGGUCUCUUUCAGAGGAAGUCGCACGAUACAAACCUGGAUUGCGAAUCUGGACUUCGGUCUGGAGAGUAGUGAUCUUUGCAGCGGAUGCUCGGUACAUACGGGAUUUUGGAAGUCCUGGGAAGUCGUUGCCAAUGCGCUGACGACCGAGCUCAAUUCUGCCAUUGCAGCUUACCCUGGCUAUACUAUCGUUUUUACCGGACACAGCUUUGGCGCUGCUCUUGCAACGCUGGGGGCUGCUACGUUGCGGAAAGCAGGAAUUUCCGUACAGCUGUAUAAUUACGGAUCGCCCCGUGUUGGAAACACGGCCUUGGCCACAUUCAUUACCGGACAGGGUUCCAAUUACCGUGUCACACACACAAACGAUAUUGUCCCCAGACUCCCGCCCCGAGCCUUUGGCUUCAGCCACACUAGCCCUGAGUACUGGAUCACGAGCGGCGACGCCGUGACUGUCACGACGUCUGAUGUCACGGUCGUCCAGGGAAUCGACUCAACCGGUGGGAACGCGGGACAGGGUUCUACCAGCGUUCCAGCCCAUAACUGGUAUAUCGUCGAUAUUGAUGGUUGUCAAUAA
This is a messenger RNA of Aspergillus pseudoviridinutans, 888 nucleotides long. RefSeq names its product lipase family protein. NCBI's taxonomy places the organism in Eukaryota, Fungi, Ascomycota, Eurotiomycetes, Eurotiales, Aspergillaceae. Gene Ontology annotation, biological process: lipid catabolic process. The record is from RefSeq and is a predicted model, not a curated record. The coding region runs from base 1 to 888 and encodes 295 amino acids. The transcript has 4 exons.